Molecule: messenger RNA, 3057 nt
Organism: Thermochaetoides thermophila DSM 1495
Lineage: Eukaryota; Fungi; Ascomycota; Sordariomycetes; Sordariales; Chaetomiaceae
Exons: 7
Coding region: 1-3057 (1018 amino acids)
Biological process (GO): protein import into nucleus
Cellular component (GO): cytoplasm; nuclear membrane
Source: RefSeq, a predicted model, not a curated record
AUGGCCGACAGCGCAAUGGAGCAGCUCCCUCUACCUACCAGCCUUGCGGAGGUUGAAUCACUCAUCCGUGCCCUCUAUCAACCAAAUCCCCCUGAGACUAUCACCAAGAUCCAAGAAGUACUCCAGCGACUGCAGCGGUCACCAGAAGGAUGGCAGCUCGCACAGAGCUUGAUCUCCCAUCGGGAAGAUAAUAUUCGCUUCUAUGCUGCACUCACUCUUAUUGUGAAAAUCAACCGGGACAGUGCUGGCUUGAGUGAAGAGGACACAAGCAGCCUACUUCAAAACAUCAUCAGCUGGACUAUUCAGUCCCUUGCUGACGGCGCUGCUCCGUUCGUGACCAAGAAGUUGUGCACGGCUCUGGUCACUUUUUUCAUCCAUUUUUCCCAUCUAUGGCCACACUGUGUUCGCCAUUUCCUCUACUGCCUGGACCUUGGACGGGGUACUCCAGUUGAGGGACUGGAUGAUGCCCUCACGACUGAGAUCCUUGUUUCAAAGUUAGACCGCAAGAAGCUGAGUGCAGCUGUGUGGUUCAUUACGUCCUUGGUUGAGGAGGUUGGCAAGACCGAUAUGAGCGCCCCCAAGUUCAUCCAAGUCCACGAGCGCUUGAUUAAGACCGGACCUGAUGUGACUUGUUUGCUUGCCAGGGCCUUUAACCCUCCAGAAGAUAACCCAGCCAUCAAAACUCAGGGAGAAGCCCUGGCCUGCUUCCAGGCUUGGAUCUUGUAUGCCCAGCGAGCAUCCCCUAACGUGGAGUUGGUCACUCCUCUAAGACAACUAGUUGGGCCUGCUAUGAACUGUUUGGCCGAUCCAGACCUUUUCCAGCCAGCUGCUGAAUUGUUCAGCGAUGUUUUGAGCAAUUAUUCAAGCUUUUUCACAGAAGAGCACUACAACACUUUGGCUUCACUUUUCGAAAGCCCUUGGGCAGCUGAGCAUUAUCAGCGCCUUCUCCACGGCAAUCACCAUGAAGAUGGCAUCUCGUUCGGUCUCCUGAUGCUGGCAUACGGUGAUGCCAAAGUGCAAGACCUUAUGCAUGGCACUGACGCGCGUUCCCAGGGCUUCCUCGAGAAGCUGACUGGGCUCCUUGCGGCUGAUGGUUACCUUGUUGCUGAUGACACUGUCUUUGUGCCAGCUCUCGAGUUCUGGUCAACGUUCAUUGAGACUAUGGUCGAUAAUAUUUACUCAGACGAAGAGGAUACAGAGUCUUGGAAGCCACUCGCCGAACGUCACUUGAAGGCUGUCAUACUUAAUUCCUGGAGAAAGAUCCAGUGGCCGCCUGCAGAGGUGUUCGCGGAGUGGGAUUCAACAGAGCGUACCGCAUUCAAUGAUGCCAGGAAAGACGUCAGCGAUAUGCUCCAGUCGGUCUUCACCCUCGAAGGCUCGAGCCUUGUUUCAUUUUUUGCUGACCUUUUCCUGCGUGUCCUCCCUACCCAGAACUGGGCCGAACUUGAAGCCGCCGCCUUCUGCCUCGGCGCUCUGGCCGACUGUAUUUCGGAAGAUGCUCGGAAUGACCACGUGUUGAGCAACGUAUUUUCAUCUCCUUUCUUCCAGCUUCUCGGCCAGGCUCAUGGGCCUAUCCCCUUGCGUCUUCGCCAGACAGGCUUGGCCCUGAUCGAAAAGUACUGCGAGUACUUUGAGCGGAACGCACAAUACCUGCCCGAUGCACUCAAUCUUUUAUUUGGUGCCUUGGGUGAUCCGGUCCUUGGAGGACCAUGUGCAAGGUCGAUCUCAACUCUAUGCUCCUCAUGCCGCUCCAUCCUUACAGGAGAGGCUGGAGCUUUCAUCAACCAUUAUAAGACUAUUCGCGGCAGUCAGGUGUUGGACUCGCUUGCUGAAGAGAGGAUUGUUCAAUCCAUUGCCUCCAUUGUCCAAGCUAUCAAAGAGGAGGGGCACAGACUGGAUAUGUUUGAGGAGCUCUACAAUUUCCUCAAGAAAGACUUCGAACUUGCCAUCCAGCUUCAAGCUCAGCCUAACAUCCUCAACCUUUCCCACCCUGACUUCCUCAGAGGCCUGGAGACGCCACACCCACCAGCAGUUCCGUCUGCUGAAGAAAUUGCUCUUCAUAUCGCCCUCAGGUCCUUGAGAUGCCUGGCAAGCAUGGCCAAGGGCAUGCAGGAUGUGAAAGAACAUCCGAUUGACCUAGAUAGCGAGCCGGCACCCCAUGACCCAAACAGCAGACUGAGUCGUUUGCAAGCAGACAUUAUGCGUGUGUUAGCCGGCGUCCAGUCAGCCUUUGGGGCCAGCGGCGAGGCUGUUGAGAUUAUCUGCAAUAUCUUCCGUGCUGGCUUCUCGGAGACGGAGCCGGGACCGUUCGUGUUCCACCCCGACGUUGUUACGGACUACUUUGUUCAGCAGCGUUAUGAGACCCCUAGGAUCGGCACGCUGUUGAGCACGGUCUGCUCAUACGUCGGGUCGCUUUAUCGCGGACCGAAGGCUCUCGUGCCGCCGCAGCUUACGCGUUUGCUGCCGUGGGUGAUUUCUAUCAUUCAGGGCAUGCCGGAUCCCGAUUCUGAUACUGAGAUCGCUGUCAACGGCAUCAACUUUGUUGAAAAGGUCAUCUCGAAAUAUCCCGAGAUUCUCUUCAACGCUCAGCCCUCUCAACUGAUCGAAUUCUUCUUCCUCUUCACCCUCAAAGUUCUCGACGGCACUGAACCCCUGCCGAAAAACGCUGCGGCCGAGUUCUGGGCAAACUUCAUCAGUCUCAAGCCGUCCAACCCGGCACUUGAGCAAGCUAUCGCCUCUGCGAUGACACACCUGGGCCCUCUGGUCGCCCGGUCUUUGAUGCGCAACAUCGGUGGACAUGCUGCUCGCUCCGAACUGGAUCGACUGUGCGAGCCGCUCAAGAAGCUAGUCGUACUGCGGCCCGAGGCACAAGCCUGGCUUGAGCAAGCCUUACUCGAGGGACAGGCAUGCUGGCCUGGCUGUGAGAGGGUCGCGCUUGAGGACGGUAGAGCUUUCUUGAGGAAGGUCAUUGCGCUGAGAGGCGCGCGCACAACCAACCAAGUAGUCCGGGAGUUCUGGCUCGCCUGCCGUGGAUCCAAUUUUGCGUAUGCGUCCUAG